This is a messenger RNA of Aspergillus homomorphus CBS 101889, 1775 nucleotides long. Its product is annotated as proteasome regulatory particle lid subunit RPN7. Gene Ontology annotation, biological process: proteasome-mediated ubiquitin-dependent protein catabolic process. The record is from RefSeq and is a predicted model, not a curated record. Gene Ontology annotation, cellular component: proteasome regulatory particle. The coding region runs from base 114 to 1580 and encodes 488 amino acids. The transcript has 3 exons. NCBI's taxonomy places the organism in Eukaryota, Fungi, Ascomycota, Eurotiomycetes, Eurotiales, Aspergillaceae.
UGUCAACAGAUUCCGUCGGCCACGAACACAUCGACCUCUCCAAUCUACCUUAUCAUCCGCUUACUGCCACUUUAUACCAUAUUUGAUCUCUCAUCUAUACUUCUAUCGCCAGUAUGGGGUCCGAUCCGCAGUACAUAAAGUACCCCGAUCUCACACUCGCCCAACAUGUCUUCAACCUCUCCAACGCAGCAUGUCCCCAAACAGUGCGACAGACUUCACUGAAGAAGAUCCAAGAUGUCAUCAAAGAGAACAAAAUGGCUCCUUUCUACCGUCACCUUGCUCAUCCCAUCGAAGGAAUUCUGAACCACUCUGGCGAGGGUGUUGCGCAACACUCAUCUAAGUCCGCGAUCACGUCGAACCUGUUGGCCUCGCGGAAGUCAUCUCACAAAAUCGACUUCCCCUGGGACGAGUCCCUAUACCAGUCCCUGGUCGAAGACAACCGGAAGGAGCUGGAGGGGUUCCAGAAGGAAGAGGACGAGGCGGAAGAAGCAGCCGGUGAGACCGAGGUGCUUGCCGCUCGGGGAAAACGUGCCGAAUUCUGGGCACGGGUGGGAGAUAAGGACAAAGCUAUUGAGUCUCACGAAACCCUCCUCGAGAAGACGACGUUCCUCGGUACCAAGAUCGAUCUGAUGCUCGCUAUGAUUCGGAUCGGCCUCUUCUUCGGAGAUGCUUUGUCUGUCAAGAAGAACAUCGAAAGAGCCAACACUCUCAUCGAGAGCGGCGGUGACUGGGACCGCCGGAAUCGCUUGAAGGCAUACAAGGGUCUACACCUUCUCACCAUCCGUUCCUACAACGAUGCUGCGCCUCUGCUGCUCGACAGUCUGUCUACAUUCACAAGCUAUGAAUUGUGCAGCUACUCCGCUCUUGUCAUAUACUCGGUUUUGGCUGGUUCUCUGUCUCUAAAGCGAGUUGACUUCAAAGCUAAGGUUGUGGACGCACCUGAGAUCAAGGCUAUUCUUGGAUCUGGCGAGGAUCGUCUGGCUGCCCUGACCGGCGAAACUUCAGCUGGACCCGGCGCUCAAGAUGAGGAGAUGAAAGAUGCUUCUGUUUCACGGGUCACGCCGGGUAACGCUACGACUGUGGUCAAUUUGACCGCUCUGGGCGGCGGUUCUGGGGCCCAAGCCGAGGCUGAGACCCCAGUUGACUUCACGCCUCUUGCUCACCUGGUUGACAGUCUGUACACCGGCAACUACCGGUCAUUCUUUGUGUCCUUGGCGGCCGUGGAAGAUAAUUUCCUCACUCAGGAUCGCUAUCUGUAUGAACACCGCGCGUGGUUUGUGCGAGAGAUGAGACUGCGUGCAUACCAACAACUCCUCCAGAGCUACCGCGUAGUGGGCCUGAACAGCAUGGCGAACGACUUCGGCGUGACGGUAGACUUCUUGGAUCGUGACCUCGCCAAGUUCAUCGCGAGCAACCGCAUCGCAUGUACUAUUGACCGGGUCAACGGCAUUAUUGAAACGAACCGACCGGAUGACAAGAACAAACAGUACGCGGAUGUGGUCAAGCACGGUGAUGCUCUGAUCACGAAGUUGCAGAAGUACGGUCAAGCCGUGCGGUUGAGGGGAAGUGAACGCAGUUAGAUGGUAGAUAUGGCCUGAUGUUAUCGCCACGUGGUUCAUGACUAUGUAGAUGAGAGGUUCCAGUGAUUCAUUUAUAUCCUCUCUUCUUACCGAGUUGACUAUUGGUCCAUGCUAGAGCCGGAGCAAGCGAGGCUGGUGUAUCAUAAUUUUAAUGACAUAAGACAACAUGACCUCGAACUGGAAUAACGAUCGGUC